Rotaria sordida is the source of this 807-nucleotide messenger RNA. Lineage: Eukaryota; Metazoa; Rotifera; Eurotatoria; Philodinida; Philodinidae. The record is from the annotation of a GenBank genome assembly.
AUGUCAGCAAAACUAACAACUAAUUCAACUUCUUUUGUUAUGCCGACUAUAGACAAUUGCGUAUUAGAUUAUACAGAAAUAGAUCAAGGUCUUAAUUUAUGGUCAGAAAUAUUUCCAUUAAUUGAAAAACAAAUUGUCACACUUACAAGCGUUGCUCAAGAAAUGCAAGAAUGUUCUGAACGUCAAAAAUAUGUUGAUGCACUUAUGAAAAUUGCUGUACGAGUUAAUGAUGUUGAGGAAAAAGCAACUACAUGUAUCAAAGAAGGUCGAACACAAUUAAAAAAGACAAAAUUUAUUGAUAAAACGAAUGAUACUCAAGAAAAAGUUCGUAAUCAUCGAAGCAAUGAAAAUUCUGAUGACGAUGACGAAAGUAAUAAUGAAAUGGAAAUUGAUGAAUCACAAAUAGAUGAACAAAUUGAAAUUUCAGCAUUAAAUAUUGAAAAUUUAGAAAAAUUACAAAAUCAAUUAAAUAAAAUUCUAAUUAAACAACCUAAUUCAAAUGAAUCUAACAUUGAUGCUGAUAAUCGUUAUGCUGAUUUUGUUGAAUGUAUUUCCAAAAUGCAAAAUAAUGAUGAUGAUGAUGAUGAUAAUGAUGCAAAUAUUGUUGAUCAAGUUGUUUCCAAUAAAUGUCCAUUAACACAAAAACCAUUUGUUGAACCAGUACAAAAUAAAAAAUGUAAACAUAAAUAUGAAAAAAAGACUGUACUUAAAUAUAUUGCUGAUAAAAAUAAAGCAAAACGUCCAGCAACAUGUCCAUCAGCUGGUUGUAAUAAUAUUCUUAAUGAAAAAGAUCUUAUUAAUGCUUAG